AGUUAAUCACAACAAAUGCUCCUUUAUUAGGGGCCAAAACAGUAAAUGCGAUAGUGGGGAUCAGAAAGGAGAUAGAAGAAUAGAGAGAGAGAAGAGGAAGGAUAUGGGAAUAGCUACCAACACAGGCGAGAUCCUCAGUGGUCUGGACGAUGGGGAUCCGUCUGUCGUGUCGGGGAAGUCUUCGAAGUUCUGGUUGACUCAGGGGUCCAAUUAUAGUCCACAGAGGAAAGAGGGGGGAACAAGUGUAACAAUGAAAGUCCAUUGUAAUUGCCCCGAGGGAACAGGUGAGUCCACAGAAACCACCAAAGCAAGACGAAUACAAUGAAGAAUAAGUCCAUUUGAAUCACUGAAGGGAAACAGGUCAUGUCAUUAGUGGUCAGACCACCAAUUUCCCCUCCUCCCUAUAGCAGGGGUCUCAGUCUCAGUCCUUGGGAGGAGGGUUCUCAUUCUUUGUUUGUCACAGUGGUAACAAGGCAGAAGAGGGGUCUUCAAUGAAGGACCCCGGGAGUCACCCCAAAAGUUCAUUUGGCUUAAGAACGGAGAUUAGAAGCAGGCCGCGCAUCAGGCUGUCCCGUGCUGGGUCCACGUCAGGUCUUUGCCAAGUCCUUGCCAAGUCCUUGCCAAGUUCUUGCCAGGUCUUGUUUGGAACAGCUAGCAUGACGGUUCAGUGGUUGCACCUGCACUGUGUCCUGUUCUAAGCCGGAACUGCAGUGGAGGAAGGGAUUCUUUCUCGUGGCAAUCGGAAGGCAGAAUGGAAAAUGAGGGGCUUCAGACGGGCUCUUACAGCUCCUUCUGCUGCCCUGAGCCCGCAGAGCAGGGCAGCGUUUGCUGAUGGUUUCAGCCAUUCCUAAAGACCCUGUCGGGCUGUCUUAGACACUUGGGGUGAGGAAUUCCUUCCAACCUGGGCCACUUUGGGUGGGCCAGGGGCGGCCCCAGGGUAGGGGGCAGUGUGUGCAUGGGCGCUUUGUGACACGGUGCAGCAUGGUCACCGUGUCAUGGAACAGGACAGCGUGUCCAAGGGCCCUUUGUGACACGGGGUGACAUAGGAGCUGGCGGUGACAAGAGCACGCCAGAGUGCUUGGAGCACGCGACGGGACAGGACGGGACAGAGCGGUGCCGUGAGGAGCCCCCGCACAGCGCACUCGUUCGUGUCUGACCCGGAGCUUUUCCCAGGCGUUAUUCCUGCAGCUGACCUCGAGGCCAGACCACAGGACUUGCUGACCUGUGGCCUUCCUGAGGCUUCUCUUCUGCAGGUGCCCUUGAGGGCAGACCGUGGGACUUGGUGCCCCGGAGGCAUCUCCCAUCCCUGCCACCGGUGCCCUCGAGGCCUGACCACAAUCAAUCCUUGACAGGAGUCUCCUGUCCUUGUGGCAGGAGCCCUCAAGACCAGAGUGCAGGACUUGCUGUCCUGUAGCCUUCCUGAGGCUUCUCUCUUGAAGGUGCCUUCCAGGCACGACUGCAGGACUCGCUGACUCGGAGCUUUUCCGAGGCAUCUCUCCUGCAACUCGCCACAAAUCCAGUCACUGCCAUGGAGCAGAGAUCCCUGAGAGGGCCCAAGCUGGCCUGGGUGCAGGAGGAGGAAGAAGGCCCUGGAGCUGCCCCAAUAGUGGAGAUCAAAGAGGUGUUGCGGUUCAAGACUCUACAGGAGGAUGCAGCUGUGGACCGCACACAAGAGCAGGACCCCGCCCAUGGCCUCUUCCGCAGAACAGUGGAGGUGCCCGCCAUGGUGAGGUACAUCCACCAGUGGCUCAUGGACAAUCAGUUUGCUGAGCAGAGGCUGAACAGGGCCCUGCUGGAUCUCACCGAAGAACAGCCUGGUGAUGUAGUAAUGACACUCCUGUGUGUGGCCCCAUCCUGUGACAGAGCUGCUUUCACCAUGUGGAAGAGCAUCAUGUGCUCGCCCAGGACUGCCGAGCCAGUGCAGCUGAUGCUCCUCGAUGUGCUGGGGAGUUGGCCAGAGCACAGCACGUUCACCUCUGAUGGGGACAAAACGGGUGUCUUUGUCCUGGCUGCAACUGUGGUGAUGUGGAAGAUCCUCCAGGUGCCCUGUGUCCCACAUACGGUGACGGUGUAUUUCCCCCACCUACUUGUGCAUCUGCUCUUCCAAGUGUUCUUCAGCACUCUGGAUAUGCCAGAGGAGGUCGAUACCUUCUGGAAGGGAUGCCAGCAGCAAUACGGCCUUGCCACCAGCCCCAACAGGUUUGCAGUGCGGACCCUGAAGUCCCUGCUCUGCCAAAUGGAGCACGAGGAUGUGGUGCUGGCAAUGGAACGCAAGCGUGGCUGGGACACGCUGCUGUGUGCUGACACCCACCACUAUGCCGUGGGUCUGCUGGCCAGGGAGAUAUCCCGUGUCUCCAUCCCCUUGUGCUCCCGGAUUGCUCGCUACCUGCUCCAGCUGCUCAACACACUGGAGCCACGCUGGGAGCUGCCCGCCCUGGCGUUCCUUGUGGAGGUCCUCGAGUGCCUGAACUUGAGUGGAGGCAGUGCUAACAGAGUCCUGCAAAUCUUGUCAAGGCACCUGCACAGCAAGUGCAGGGACAGGCGUCGCCUGGCGCUCAGGGCCCUUCUCAAGCUCAUUGACAAUCCCUCGACGAGUGAAAAAAUGGGGAGCCUGACUGAAAGUCUUGUGGAGCUCCUGUGCGACGCAGAUGGAGAGAUAGUUAGCAUGGCUGUCAUGCUCCUCAGCUUUAUCUCCCGGGACAAGGACAUGCUGAUAGGCAGCUCCAUUGCACUGCGGCUGGUUGAGGCGCUCCUGCCACUCUUUGACCACGACAAUAGCCAGGUGCAGCUGCUCUCCAUCCUGCUCUUCCAAACAUUGCUGUCUCUUCCACUGGGAAAGGACAAAAAGGCCCUGAAGACACACGUGCGCCAGAGCCUGCUGCCACUCUUCUUCCACUGCCAUGACGAGGAUGGGCGUGUGGCACAGGCUUCUCAGGAAACGCUGCUUUGUGUGGCCCAGUUCCUCAAGAGGAGGGAUCUGGAAAAAGUGGUGAAGAAGAAGAAGCUGUGGAAGUUCACCGAGUGCCUGCUGGCAGACGACAGCAGCAGAGCGGCCGAGCACCUGCGCCAGGCCAUGCCCUACCUGGAGAGCCCAGAGGAGCCCCUGCGAGAGGCGGCCAUCAGGUUCCUGGGGAUGGCCGGGCGGCAGCUGAGGGGGAAGAAGGAAGAGCUCCAGCUCAUCUGUGAGGCCCUUGAAGGCACGGCAAAUGACAUCAGCGUCGCCGUUGGAAGCCUGGCAAUUCAAACGUUGUACAUCCUCCAGGCAGUAGAGAGAGCUGGAUAUUCCCUCUUGGACAGCCUGCAUGAUCAGCUCCGCAGGGCAUGGAGGACACGGCCUCGUCUCUUGGGGCUCGGCUGGCUGCGCUGCCGGAGCUGUGCAGAGUGCUGAUCCCAGAGGCUCUGUCUGCUGGGGCCACCUGAGCCAGCAGGAGUGUUUAAUUUCUUCAAGAUUGUUCUUUCGUUCUUUUUGCUAUUCUGUAGGAUAUAAAUAUAGGAUGUGUUCUAAUA
Molecule: messenger RNA, 3507 nt
Organism: Vidua chalybeata
Lineage: Eukaryota; Metazoa; Chordata; Aves; Passeriformes; Viduidae
Exons: 14
Coding region: 1529-3388 (619 amino acids)
Cellular component (GO): cytoplasm
Source: RefSeq, a predicted model, not a curated record